AAGACAUAUGGGUGCACGUACUGCGGUAAAAACUUUUCAAAACCCAGCGCUUUGCAACCCCAUGUCUAUACGCAUACAGGCGAAAAACCCUUUGUAUGCCAUAUCUCUGGUUGUAGUAAGAGAUUUUCAGUUAUCAGCAACUUACGACGUCAUCUCAAGGUA
Molecule: messenger RNA, 162 nt
Organism: Zychaea mexicana
Lineage: Eukaryota; Fungi; Mucoromycota; Mucoromycetes; Mucorales; Lichtheimiaceae
Exons: 2
Biological process (GO): regulation of transcription by RNA polymerase II
Cellular component (GO): transcription regulator complex; PcG protein complex
Molecular function (GO): DNA-binding transcription factor activity, RNA polymerase II-specific; RNA polymerase II cis-regulatory region sequence-specific DNA binding
Source: RefSeq, a predicted model, not a curated record